Messenger RNA from Hippocampus comes (tiger tail seahorse), 1458 nucleotides. RefSeq names its product zinc finger, CCHC domain containing 17 (gene zcchc17). Gene Ontology annotation, biological process: RNA stabilization. The record is from RefSeq and is a predicted model, not a curated record. The transcript is spliced from 6 exons. Bases 363 to 1100 code for a protein of 245 amino acids. Lineage: Eukaryota; Metazoa; Chordata; Actinopteri; Syngnathiformes; Syngnathidae. Gene Ontology annotation, molecular function: zinc ion binding; RNA binding.
CAGAAACCGGAAGUAAGGCUAGCCACCAGUUCUCUGAUUGGACAAAAUAAAUGAAGUGGUAUGAUGAUUGGCUACACUGGUUGUUGUCAGAUUGUCUUUGCCCGGAAGUGAAACCGAAGUUAGCUGUCGCGAACACAAAGCGUGAGUGUUUCAUGUUGAUUUUGCACCCGAUGUGACCUAUAUCGGCGUGCUUGAUCCACUUGACACAAUCGUCUACAAACAUUUGAGCUAUGUACAACUGUAUUUAAAUCGGGCUAUUCUCAGUUUUAGCCAGUAUCGUGUUGACGUUAGCUUGUGGUGAAGGGGGAUUUCUAAAUCCAAUUUUCUCGAACGAUAUUAUCGAUAUAGGUAGAAAAGUCGUGAUGUCCGACAGUGAGCCGGAACCCGCGGGACUGGAUGGCCUCCCGCCGCUCUACAGCAUUUCCAAGGGAGAAGUGGUCUCCGUGCAGACCUACGGAGCUUUUGUCCGCCUGCCGGGCUACAAAAAGGAAGGUCUGGUACACGUGAGUGAGAUGUCAGCCACGCGUAUCGAGAGCGCCGCAGAAAUUGUCGAUGUUGGAGAGAAAGUAUGGAUUAAAGUCAUCGGGAGGGAGAUAAAUGGUGAGAAAAUCAAGCUGUCCUUCUCCAUGAAAGCUGUCAAUCAGGGAACUGGCCGGGACUUGGACCCUAACAACGUUAUGGCAGAGCAGGACGCCAGGCGGCGGAGGCAGUUCCGAGACCACACGGGCAACAGGAUCACACUGGAGGCCGUGCUCAACACCACCUGCACAAAAUGUGGCUGCAAAGGCCACUUCACAAAGGACUGCUUCUCUGCACCCGGUUUGCAGUACGCUCUUGUGCCUGAUGAGGGCGACGAAGAGCCACAACAGCAGCUGCAGCAGCAGCCAGCUGCAGCUGCAGCACAAAAAGAGAAAGACAAGAAGAAGAAAAAGAAGGAGAAGAAGAUGAAGAAGAGGAAGCGCGAGAGGAAAGGGUCAGAUAGUGACGACAACACCAGCGACGGCAGCGAGUGCAAACCCAAGAGGAGAUGUCACGAGCGGGAUGACGCCCACAAGCACAAGAAGAAACACAAGAAGCACAAAUCGCACAAGCGCAGCUGAGACGGCUGCUCACGGGCAAAAAAUGGCCGCCACGGCAGUGAGGACGUGUUUACGUUUCAAAUUUGGAUAUUUAUCUGAUUGUUACGUUAUUUUUUUCCCCCCCUCGUCAUGUUGCUGACAAGACAAACUUAAUGGUUGUGAGUAUUUUGGUUUCAGGCCCUGGAAAUUAAACGUGCACUCAAGCCAAUAGUACCCAUUGCAGUUUCAUGUUAAGUUCUGGUACCUUCAGAUCCAUAGACUCAAAAUUCCCUAGACCUAAGCUUCCCCCCCCCCCGACAAGACAAAUUUUGUUUCAGAGUAUUUUUGGUUUCCGAGGCUAAAACCAAAUGUCCCCAUUUCAUGUUCUAAAUUAAAAAAA